This is a messenger RNA of Lingula anatina, 5266 nucleotides long. Its product is annotated as tolloid-like protein 1. The record is from RefSeq and is a predicted model, not a curated record. NCBI's taxonomy places the organism in Eukaryota, Metazoa, Brachiopoda, Lingulata, Lingulida, Lingulidae. Gene Ontology annotation, molecular function: calcium ion binding; metalloendopeptidase activity; zinc ion binding. Gene Ontology annotation, biological process: proteolysis.
AGUAUAAAGGACUAAUCAGCUCAUCGAGACAUUUACGCUAUUCAUGUUUGCACAGGGCGGGGAAGUACUUGAUCCUGUAAACAUUUAAACGUAUUAAAUCCUGCUUUAAUUCUUUGUGAAAGAAGCCCGGUGUCAAAGAACGCACUAGUCCGUGUACAGAGAACGAGUGCCGCGUGGAAAUAAGUUUGGUGUAACCAAGCCCUUCCACUCCUUAGGGUAAGUUAUUUUUCUAACCCGCCCCCAUCAAGGGCUGAGCAUUCAUGUGUGAAGUGUAGAACGUACUGAAUGCUGACACUAACAAGUCAUCGGACCAAGCAGUCGAACCCGCUGAGAGGAUUCAGGCCGAAGCCGUGCCUCCCAUUGGCUGCCGGCUAAUGAAUAUUGACAAGGGUGUCGUUAGGGUACAAUUAUAAAUCUGUCAGGCGCUGGAUGUAGAGCUGCAGUACUUCCAGUGCUGUCAGAGCUUAGCUUGCCAACUUCUCACCGCGGCACUGCUCUUUCUUCCACAUCACACAAAAUUGGAAUUUAUGUGGAAUCGUGAACCAGCCAGUUGCGUGGGAGAGUAAACUGCAAAGUAUAACGUCGCACAUGGAGCACGGAGUGUAAGGAAUCAGAAGUGGAAUACUUAGCGAUCUUGUUUUAACUUGUAGCCCAACUGAUUAUUCAAACUAUUUAAAAUGCUCAUUACAGUAUUUACAUUGAAUGCGUUUCUGACAUUUUUGGUAAAACACGUGGACGGGAGGUCUAAGAACUCCAGUUUACACAAUGGUCAACUGUAUCCACAUAGGACUUCAAAUGAUCUCUACAUGGACCCUUGUAAAGUUGGUGCUUUCAUAGGAGAUAUAGCAUUAGCAAAAGAGGAUAUACAAUUUUUAAAACAAAUAAUAGACAAUAAAAGAGAACCGCCAAAGUCUGUUCCCGUUAUUUCCAGCCAUAGAGGAGAAGAAGGCAAGAAACUACAUAAAAACAUUAGUAAACUCACAAGAUCUCGUCUUCACAAAAGCAAACGUGGAUCAAAAAAACCUCGCAAUAAACACAGAAGACAAAGAAACCAUAGGAAAAGGCACAGGAAACAUGGACACUCCAGAACAAAGAAACAAAUGCAUCACUCUGUCCACAAAAGAGCGGCCACUGCCAGGCCAGAAAGACUGUGGGAUUAUGGAGUGAUUCCUUAUGAGAUCAAUGCAAACUUCAGUGGUCAACACAAAGCUCUAUUCAAGCAGGCAAUGCGUCAUUGGGAGAACCACACUUGCGUCACCUUUGUGGAAAAAACAGAUGAGGACUACAAUUACAUUCUUUUCACUGAGAGACCAUGUGGUUGCUGUUCAUUUGUGGGCAAGCGUGGCAAUGGACCUCAAGCCAUCUCCAUCGGCAAGAAUUGUGAUAAGUUUGGCAUCGUGGUGCACGAGCUGGGUCACGUUAUAGGAUUCUGGCACGAACACACCAGGCCCGACAGGGAUAAAAAUGUGCAGAUAAUUUACGAAAACAUUAUGCCAGGCCAAGAGUAUAAUUUCAACAAGCUCUCAGCAGCAGAAGUGAAUUCAUUGGGUGAACCUUAUGACUUUGCCAGCAUCAUGCAUUAUGCAAGGAACACUUUCUCAAGGGGGACGUAUUUAGAUACCAUUUUACCAAGAAGAGAUUCAGACACUCUAACCAGACCUGAAAUUGGACAGAGAAUCAAGCUCAGUUCAGGGGAUAUUGCACAAGCCAAAAAACUUUACAGAUGCCCAAUCUGUGGUCGUACUCUCCAAGAGUCCAGUGGUAAAUUUGAUUCUCCACAGCAUGUUCCGAAUGAACAGCAGAUCUGUGAGUGGCGAAUUUCAGCCACACAUGGAGAGAAGAUUGUCCUCAAUAUUACUGCCAUGGACAUUCCUUUCUCUGCCAACUGUCAGGAAGGGGAUUACGUUGACAGGACAGAUCAUGUGGAGAUAAGAGAUGGACAUUAUGCUGAAUCUCCACUCAUAGGCCGAUACUGUGGUAACAACUUACCAGCCACAAUAGUUUCCAGUGACAGUAGAAUGUGGAUACGAUACAGGGCCCUUCCUGGGACGUCAAACCAUCAAGGUUUUACUGCUCAAUAUGAAGCUGUGUGUGGGGGUGAAAUCUUCAAGGAACAGGGCCAUCUUUCCAGCUCUAACUAUCCUGAUGACUACAAACCUAACAAGAAGUGUGUAUGGAAAAUCACUGUUCCGGAGCCGUAUUCUGUGGCUGUUAAGUUCCAGUCUUUUGAGAUUGAGAAUCAUGACAACUGUCAGUAUGACUAUCUUGAGAUUCGAGACGGCCAUGAGGACACCUCAAAACUUAUAGGCAAAUUCUGUGGAUACAAGAUCCCAGACUCUAUUAAGUCCACCUCCAACAAGAUCUAUAUCAAAUUUGUAUCUGAUGGCUCUGUGCAGAAACCAGGAUUUUCAGCACAGUUUGUGAAAGAGUAUGACGAGUGUGCCACGGAAGACCAUGGCUGUGCACAUGAGUGUGAGAAUACUCUGGGGAGCUUCAAGUGUCAGUGUCACAUAGGCUAUGAGCUGCAUUCUGAUGGAAAACAAUGUGAAGAUGCGUGUGGUGGGUACAUUGAAGAACUCAACGGAACAAUUCAGAGUCCAUCAUUUCCAGAUUUGUACCCUAUAAACAAGAACUGUGUAUGGCAGAUUGUAGCACCAGCCCAAUACAGGAUUUCUCUCAACUUCACACAUUUUGACUUAGAAGGAAAUAAUCAAGACUGCGAAUAUGACUCUGUGGAGGUACGCAGUGGUUUUGAGACAGACUCCAACCUGCUGGGGGUGUUCUGCGGCUCCACACUCCCUAUGCCACUGACAUCUGAGGGAAACAGUCUACGCAUAGAGUUUAAUUCGGACAAUUCGGUGCAGAAGACAGGAUUUUUGGCUACAUUUUUCACCGACAAGGACGAGUGUGCUGUAGACAAUGGCGGGUGUCAGCACAUCUGUAAGAACACAGUCGGCAGUUACCAGUGUGCCUGCAACAAUGGCUACCAGCUGCACGAGAACAAACACGACUGCAAGGAAGGUGGUUGUAGUCAUGAAAUAGUGACUCCAGAAGGGGAGAUCACAAGCCCUGACUGGCCCAGUCACUACCCUGCCCGCAAGAACUGUGUGUGGCACUUCACCACCAAGCCUGGACAUAGAGUAAAGCUGACAUUUGUGGAAUUUCAGUUGGAGCCUCAUCAGGAAUGCACAUACGAUCACAUAGAGCUGUUUGAUGGAGAUGAUGACAAAGCUCGCAGUUUGGGGAGAUAUUGUGGACACAACAACCCUGAGCCUGUCGUGUCCAGCAGUAAUCGUAUCUUCAUGGUGUUCUUCUCUGACGCCUCGGUACAGAGGCAAGGGUUCAAAGUGGCUCACACAACAGUGUGUGGUGGCCGUCUUCUUGCCACAUCUAAGGAGCACAACCUGUACUCUCAUGCCAAACAUGGCGAUGUGAACUACAACAACAAAGCAGACUGUGAUUGGGUAAUACAGGCCAAGGAAGGGUACAGGGUACGCCUCAGAUUUCUAACAUUUGAAGUCGAGGAAGAAUCUGACUGCGGUUAUGACCAUGUGGAACUAUUUGAUGGUGAGGAGACUUCUGAGGUGAAUAGAGUUGGAAAGUACUGUGGCAAUGAGCUUCCUCCAGAGUACAUAUCAACAGGGGAAUAUUUAACUCUACGCUUCCGGUCAGACGACACAAUUAAUUGGAAGGGUUUCUCUGCAACUUACUUAAUGGCUAGUCCUGAGGAAAGGGUAGAGCCCUCCGUCCCUAAAGUCAUACCAACAGAGAAAGAGAAGAAUAAACUCCCCACUGCAAUGAUCAAUCACAGAGAAGGGUCACAAUCUAAGAAAUCUCAAAGCAUUGUCUAAGGAGGAAAACAUUUAUAAUAGCUUUGGAAUCGGAUAGUUGAAUUAAUAUGUUAAAAUCUGCGAAGAAGUCAACCCUCCUCACUCUACAGUGCCAUGCUAUGUGUCAGUUUGAGCAUCAGAGAUAGAGAUGAGCUAGAAUAUGUAAAUAUUCAAAAGUAUGCUCAGGACAUUGAAGUGAUUUAAACCAUGUUAUUUGGUAAGAAUAUAUGUAAUAGUUUUUGAUGGAUUAGAUUUUCCUGGUUAACAAAAUUUUGCUCUUUUCGUGGAAAAGUCAAAUACAUUUCUGUUUGUUGGCUCAUUUAAAGCACUGAAAAAGUCUAAGAGGGUAAGGUUUAUCAGAAUUUGGUAGGGUGUCUACAAAUCUUGCUGCUCUUCAAAUUCAAGUUAGCUUUUCAUAAUUUUCACUAGCAAAAUAUGUCCCUAUUCCAGAACAAAUCAGAUCCUAUUGUGCCAUUGUUAUUAUUGUGUGGACUGAUAUUUGUACCAGUGAUAUGACUUGACUGCAUAAGAAUAUUCUAUUUUAUCCGUUACCAAGCCACAGCAAUAUUGUCAGUAUUAUUACAUUUAGUUCUCUGUACUAGUAAGGUGUUUUUAAAUUGAUAUUUGACAGUAGGAUUUAAUCUCUUUUUAACUCAGGCCUUUGAGCCUUUUACAUUUGCUUCUGUGGCACAGCUUGGAUCAACCAUCAUCAUGUGUGAGUGUGUGAAUUGUACAUUUUAGUUUGUAAAUGGUCCAGUGAAAUGUUAACUGCAAUUGUUUAUAUAAAUACUUAUACACCACAAACAUGUAUGUAAUUUACGCAGAUUUACAUUAGGUAGCCUUUCUGCAAAUGUUGUAAAUAGUUACAUUAUUAUAUGGAUAGUGACAUAAGUGAACAUCUAGUGAUCUUUACAACUUUUAGUUAAUUCAGACCCUCUUCUUUGCCUUUCCUACCAUUUCUCCAUUGGAGGAUCUGAAGAGGACUUCAUAUCAGAUUCUCCAAAACUGGACUUGUUUGAAAUGAUGCCAUUUCUCUGAAAGUGACAUCUUGUCAGAAAUCUAACCAUCUUUCCAAAAUUAAAGUCUUGUUGGAGUUGCUACCAUGCCUCUAAAACCAUACUUGUUCAACAAGACUAAAUUACAAAUGCUGAUGCAGGCAAUACUGAUAUUUGAAAGAGACGAUUUCAUUCCCAAAUUUACUAAAGAGCUGGUAGGAGAGGAAAAGAGAGUCUUGAUUGUUUCAGAUAAUAUGUUUGAACUCACUGUGUGAGUGUUACAUUGUAUACUUAAGGGAGUCAUUUAAGACAAAUAUCUGAAUAACACCUUAGGAUCUCAGAGCAGAGCAGCUGAAGUCUGCCUGACAAAUUCAAAUGGCAAUCUAGGCUCACCUCACUAUGUAAAAUUUCUACAAAAUACAACACAAAUUAUCAAUUUCA